AUGGACGAUAGAAAAACCCCAAGCUUUUUAAUUUCUGGAGAUGUCUCAGCAAUUGACCCAGAUAUUUCAGACGAUUUUUUUCGGCCAAUUGGAAAUGAUAGAGGAGAUGAAAUUUUGGUGGUCUCAAUCGAUAUUGGAGAUGGCAGGCAUGAUCAGUUAAUUGUUUGUGAAAACGAUAAUCCUGAAGAUAUUGUAUUUGAGUUUUGUGAAAGAAAUAAUCUGAACGAAUCAAUUCAUUUUGCUUUACUGCAGCAAAUUUUAAGCAUAAUCCCUGAAGAAGCUUCUACAACUGUUACUCCUAAAAAAAUUAGAAGCUCUAUGAUGCACAAUGGAUUCACAAGUGCUACAUCUGAAUACACAUAUCGUCCUAAGAUUAACAAUAACUCCAAAAAAAUUGUUAGUGAAAAGACAAAACAAAAUGUCUAUGAAAGACUUUAUAAAGUAAAAGCCAAUAAAAACUCCAAGCUUGAAGAGACCUCAACUAAGCCAAAGCCUGCUACUUUUAAUGCAAAAAAUGAAAGUGCAGGAAAGCAGCUGUAUUAUAGAGGAUUAACGUUGCAACAAAAAACGAAAAGAUAUGUAGAACGUUUUUUAGAUUUAGAUUUAUUACGGUUAUCGCCCUUCUACAGGACCAAUUAUCUCCAUCAUCUUCAACUAUUUCAAAAACACAAAUUUUCUUCAAUUUUCUUCAUUUUCUUCAUUUUCCCUCAGCUUUCUUCAAUUUUCUUCAAUUUCCCUGCAAAAACCUCCGUUCUUAAUUUCAAAUAGCCUCAACAUGUUAACGACUUCCUUCUUCAAUGCUUCGUCAAAUCUACCGCCAUUUUUCCCAUUCCUCCAUUUUCUCGCGGGCAAUUUUUUGUGCAUACGCUUCUCUCUAGCCACCACUUCAUCAAUACAGUCUUCAGUUCUAUCUUUACCUCCAUCUCUGUUUACUCUAUUCUCACUAGUCAUCACACUUUCACAAACCUUAGCAUGGCUUUCAUCAUCUAACGCCUCUUUCUCUUGAUGCAAUGCCCAUGCGUAUUUCGCACAAAUUUCUUUUUCUGAUUCGCAAUACUUACAGUCUUCAUAAUCUUCAUAAUCUUCAUAAUCUCCAUAUUCUUCAUAAUCUUCAUAAUCUUCAUAAUCUUCAUAAUCUUCAUAAUCUUCAUAAUCUUCAUAAUCUUCAUAAUCUUCAUAGUUUUCAUAAUCACCAUAAUCACUACCAAAACAAUCCUCAGCACUAGGCUUAUAAUUUUCUAUAUAAUCAUCAUAGUACCUAGCGUCUUCUUCAUCUGACCACAUCUCACUCUUCCUGAUCUCUUCUCUUUCUUUAAGCUCUCCGUUGAAAGUGGCGCGGGAAAUUUGCUCUGGCGCAUAAAUCGCUUUUGCAAAUGAGACUCACGCUGCGUGGUUUGGCUGGAAUCUCAGUUCUGCAUCUGCAAAAGGAUUUGGCACUGUAAUUUCUGGCGAUUUGAUAAAAUUUUCAGCUCUUGAUUUCUUAAACAAAAAUAAAAAUUUAUAUAUGUAGAACGUUUAAAAAAAGAAAAAUUGGAACAAGAAAUGAGGGAGGUUACUUUUAAACCUAGAACAAACUCCAGUGGUGGGAUUAGAAAUAAAACUCCAGAGAUACAAUUAUUGAAAAAACAUCAAGAAAGCAAUGAAAAAAUUAAAAAAUUAAAACUUGAAAAAAGAAGAUCAGAAUUAGAAGGCUGCACCUUUACCCCAAAAACCAAUACAAAGCGAAGUGCUCGAAAACUAAAUCAAUCCGCUGAUAAAUGUAUAGAAUUGUAUAAAAGAUCAACAUCUAUCCAGACACAAAGAGAAAAGCGAGCUUAUGAAAUGUAAAGAAUAUUUAGGCUAAAGUUGACAUGUCCAUUUACACCUAAAAUAAUUCCAUGUCCAAGCAGUUCUAAAAAUACUAUAUUUUUUGAGAUUACUACAUCUUAAAUCUACCAUGGUGUUUCCAUAUAAAAUGUAGAAAUUAAGGUAUAAAAUUAAAAAUCUUGUGCUCGCUCAUUCAAUUUGAUAUAAAAGAGAUUUGGAUUUCACUUGUGGCAAAACACUAGAUGAGUAUAUAGAAGAGAAAAAACAAUAUCAAAAAACAGAUCUAAAAACAAAUCAGCCAUGGUUUACACCAAAAACAGGAAGACCUCCAUCACAUAGAGAUAUCAGUCCAGGCAACAUUUGGGAUUAUUUAUAUUCUAAAACUUCACGAUCAAAUAGUCUUGAACCUGAAAUAAAGCCUAUUUUAACUGAUGAAAAUUCAGAAAAAAUUAUUUCAACUAUUAAAAGGGUCAGGUUUUUUGAUAUUUUCAGCCAGCUUGGGCCAGAUGAAUCAGGAAGAAUCAGCUCAGAAACCAUUAAAAAAUCAACUUUACAGUCUACCAUCAGAGCUAUUAUCGAUCCAUUAAUUACAGAACUAGCCCAACUAAAUGAAAAUCUUGACUUCGAAGAAUUUUAUGAUUCUAUGAACGCUCUUUUUAGGAGGCUAACUCCUGGAGAAAGGAGCAUUAUUUUAAAAAUUCGUAAAUCGAAAGAGAUUGAUGAAAGCAAUAAGCUUGCUAAUAAAUCGAGUCUUUCAAGAUCUUUUAGUGCUUCAGGAAUGUAUGAAAGGGAAAAGAUGAGAGUAAAAAUGCUGACUGAAAAAUUUGAUGAAAUCAGAGCAGAAAAGCAAGCUGGUUAUAUUAGUUUAAAUUCUAGCAAUUCUCUGGAGACUAUUUUAGCACUUAUCCCUUCCUAUGGUAACUUAGGGCGCAAGUAGUAUUAGUUUCUAGUCUCACACCACACCUUUCCUGUCGAUGCCAGUAAUCUCUGGGGAACCGACCAUACUUGGGUCAACUUUCUUUGACUGGGCAGACUUAGGACAUGAGGAAACAUCCAUAACCUCCUUCUGAACUAUAGGGGUUUCCCCUAUACCUUGUAUUUAUUAGGCGUAUAAUGCUUUCCAGAAAGUGUGAGCCAAUGUUGCACCUUGACAUCAUCUGUGGACAAGGAAAAAGCCUGUUUUGGGGUUCGAACAGGCAAAAACCUGUCUGGAAUUUUCUAAAAAAUGGAAUCCACUUGCCUGAGACUUAGAUCAACUCAUCAGUCACUCAGAACCUUUUUCAACUCGUCAUCUUUAUAACUGCUAAAGAAGCUGAAGAAAUAAAAAAAUGUACAUUCAAGCCAAAUAUUCAUAAAUGAACACCAACAAAUUCAAGCAGAAGAGUUCUACAGUCUUAG
Molecule: messenger RNA, 3204 nt
Organism: Blepharisma stoltei
Lineage: Eukaryota; Ciliophora; Heterotrichea; Heterotrichida; Blepharismidae
Source: the annotation of a GenBank genome assembly